Messenger RNA from Solanum pennellii, 627 nucleotides. RefSeq lists its product as uncharacterized. The transcript has a single exon. NCBI's taxonomy places the organism in Eukaryota, Viridiplantae, Streptophyta, Magnoliopsida, Solanales, Solanaceae. Bases 1 to 627 code for a protein of 208 amino acids. Gene Ontology annotation, molecular function: RNA-DNA hybrid ribonuclease activity; nucleic acid binding. The record is from RefSeq and is a predicted model, not a curated record.
AUGCCGAUCGGAAAUUUGGCUAUAUGGCAGAAGCUUUUGAGUGAAUUUGAUAUUAUGUAUGUGACCCAGAAGGCGAUAAAAGCGCAAGCCUUGGCUGAUCAUCUUGCAAGAAAUACUGUCGAUGAAGAAUAUGAGCCGCCUAAGACUUAUUUCCCCGAUGAAAAGGUAUCGUUUGUGGGUGAAGAUAUUUCUGAAGCAUACCCUGGUUGGAGGGUAUUCUUUGAUGGAGCGACAAACCACCAAGGAAGAGGUAUCAUAGCGGUCUUAGUAUCAAAAUCUGGUCAGCACUAUCCUAUGGCAGCUAAACUCCAAUUUAAUUGCAUGAAAGACAUGGAUAAAUAUGAAGCAUGCAUUCUUGGAUUGAAGAUGACCAUUGACAUGAAUGUCCACGAGUUGCUGGUUAUCGGAGAUUCAUACUUGUUGAUUCAUCAGUUUCAAGGAGAAUGGGCCAUGAAAAAACCAAAGAUCACACAAUAUGUGCAAUAUAUACAAAAUUUGUGCAAGAGAUUCCACAAGGUUGAGUUCAGACACACUUCCAGAACGCAGAAUGAGUUGGAUGACGCUCUUGCCACCAUCGCCUCAAUGAUUAAACAUCCAGAUACUAAUAUAUCUAUCCUAUGGAUAUAG